AUGCUUAAGCACAUUAUCUCAAUAACUUUGGCCUCAGUUUUCCUUUUCGUUACGUUAGCUGCUACAACCCCAGUAAACGUCGAAAACUCUAACACUGAUGGAAAUGGUGGUGCUGGUAAUAACGAUCAAGGGGACUUUAGCGAAAAUGGCGGUGGUAGCCAUAAUGGCAAGCAUAGUUGUAGCUCAGUAGGAAUCGGAAACGUCGGAAACUCUAGCGGCAGUGAGGAUUACAAUGAUGGAAAUGAAGUUGAUGCUGAAAAAUCAUCAGAUGAAGACGAAAACUUUUCUUUCUACGACACAUUUAUUCCCGACCUUCUCGUUGAACAAUUUUAUAAAAUGUUCACAUAUUGGGAUGAUGAUCAAAAUUUCUCAGGGUUCAUUCAACGGCAAUUAAAAUUUCUGGAACUCAUGCUGAAAGAGAAGCUGAGAGAGCAAUUGAAAACUAUUGGACUGAAAGAUUUAUUGAAAACUAUUGGACUGAAAGAUUUAUUGAAAACUAUUGGACUGAAAGAUUUAUUGAUUAUUGUAAAAUAA
Ambispora leptoticha is the source of this 534-nucleotide messenger RNA. The record is from the annotation of a GenBank genome assembly. NCBI's taxonomy places the organism in Eukaryota, Fungi, Glomeromycota, Glomeromycetes, Archaeosporales, Ambisporaceae.